GGAAAAAGCAUUAAAUUAGCAACCUUACGAAGCUAGAAACACAUUAACUUUUCCCAAAGUGCAUUAAUUCAUUUGACAGAAGAUAUUUAAGUAUGGUAAUUUGAAAAAUAGUUAAUUUUAAAGUGCGAGUGCGCAACACCGCCCGUAGGAACCGCUGCGUCGACAAAAACGAGCGACCCUCACCAACUGCCAUCCGCCGAAGAAAUUAGCCGUACACAGUAUCGUCCACCUCCCACCAUUGAUCAAUAAGAUACACUGACUGCAGUUUAUAUACAUCCACCCUCAAAGUGAGUAACAAACAGCACACACAGGCGUGUACAAGUAAAUAUACAUUUAUUUAUCUUUGAAUAAGAAGCUGAAGUCGGUGCAGGAUGGAGAGCUGCAGCUUCCACAGCCAGCUGCUGUCCGUCAUGGAGGUCCUGGCCAAGGCAGCUGUGGCGGAGAUAAACCGGCGUGUGGAUGAGAGCUGCGCGGUGCUCCGGCUGGAAGUGAGCCAGAGCCGGCGGGACAUCGACCUGCUGAGGCGGAAGUGUGAGGUGAUGGAGGCAGAGCUGAGGAGGACCAGGAUGAGAGCCCGGAGGAAAGCGUUUUAUCCUCCAGCUGCCGAGAGAUUUUCUCCUUUAGUCAAAGUGGUGUUGGACAAAGAGAGGCAGAGCACAGACUGGGACAGACAGAUGGAUGCUGAGGCUCCAGAUCAACCCCAGCAGCGUGCGACUGAAGCUGAACACAUGCUGAUCAAAGAGGAGUGUGCGGAGGAGGACAUGUGGAAGAAUGAGUCUGAGGACAAACUGACCUCCGAAGCCGAGCAGCUGCCAUGUUUGGAAGCCUCACAACCGGCCCGGACCGACGGCUUCGUGGAGCGUCUCCACCACGCUGACAUCCCAGCCGACCCUGGAUCUCUGGAUUCCCCAGCAGACGGCUGCAACACUUUCCCAGAGCAGCUGAAAGGAAACCAGAAUGAGGCCGAGCUCGUGGUGAAACACGAGAGAGAGGACGAGCCGGAUGAGAACGCAGCUCCUCUUGAUUCAGCCCACAGCUUUGUGACGGACGAAGGUGACCGACAGCUGUGGUCGUCCAGCCUGUGCUUCUCGUACGCUGGGCAACAGUUGGAGACAAUUCCCUCCGUGUUCCCACCUCAGAGUGGAUUACAUUUGGAAGACGGGAUGCCCCAAACUCACUCAGUGGGGAAAUCACAUUCAGUCGCAGUGAGCUCAGCACGGGUGAAAAGACGAGCCAGAACGUUUGGAUGUAAGAGACCACAACCAGAUGAAGGACACAACGCUUUGUCUCAGAUUAACUCCACGGAUCAGUGCUCGACUCCCCAGCAACCACAGCAUCAGUACAGAGACUCUGCGCCUCACACGAGGAACCCAAACGAGGACCCGACGCCGCCAAACACAGCAGCCGCUUCCCUCUGCGGGCACAGCCGCGGCGGCUUUUGCCUGCCAAGGAGGAUGAGGACGCCCUGGAGGUCCGGCGUGGGCGAGAAGAGGUUCAGCUGCACGUACUGCGACAAAAGCUGCACGAGGUUCAGUCAACUCAAAGAGCACCUGAGGAGUCACACGGGGGAGAAACCCUUCAGCUGCCUGCAGUGCGGCAGGAGCUUCACCAAACAGUGCAACCUCAUCAGACACGCGGUGGUCCACAGCGGCGAGAAGCCCUACGAGUGCUCGCUGUGUGGGAAGUGCUUCACCCAGCGCUCCAGCCUGAAGUCCCAUCAGAAAACAGCACACUGAGUUUACAGCGUUUUUAUUAGAUACAUGUGAUGCUGUGAUUCGCAACUUCAAGAAACAUGCCCUGCUUUUUAAAAACUUUGACUGGAGGUUAAAUUCUCUGUUUUUUUAUUUUAUAAUUCUGUGUUUAAAACAUUAAAUGUAUAAUAUUAUAUUGAUAUAAUUGAUAUAAUAUUGUUAUUAUAGCAAUAUCAGCAUAAUAUGUUAUAUUAUUUGGAGUUGUAAAACCAAAGCUUAGCUUAAAGGGCCAUACAAGUGUGGUUGCAAGUUUAAAUACAAUUCAUAUGUACCUCAAAUUUUUUGCUUGUUUUUCCCCCCACUCUAGGCAGCCAUUAUUUUCCAUUCUUUUCCGUACUGCAUGAAACAGUCAGUGGACUCUUGAACCUUAACUGUGGGUCAUAAUCCGUCACACUGAACACAACGUUAACACAGUAAAUGUUUUGCUCUAAAUCUGAUCUGUGGGAAACGGGCUUACAUGUGCAAAACCACUGGUGUGAUCCUUUCAUUGUGCACCGGCCUGUUUUGGAAGGUUUAUCUGACGGCUCAUGAGUUGAGUUAAAUAAACAACAUGUCAUGUUGUCACUUUCUUUUGUAAGAGAACUUGUUUACAUGUUGUGUGGUCGUGAGCUACAAUGGUGCACAUUGUUAAACUCCACACAGAGAGAAG
Messenger RNA from Chelmon rostratus (copperband butterflyfish), 2400 nucleotides. RefSeq lists its product as uncharacterized. NCBI's taxonomy places the organism in Eukaryota, Metazoa, Chordata, Actinopteri, Chaetodontiformes, Chaetodontidae. The transcript is spliced from 4 exons. The coding region runs from base 372 to 1736 and encodes 454 amino acids. Gene Ontology annotation, molecular function: DNA-binding transcription factor activity; RNA polymerase II cis-regulatory region sequence-specific DNA binding. The record is from RefSeq and is a predicted model, not a curated record. Gene Ontology annotation, biological process: regulation of transcription by RNA polymerase II.